CGUGCUGGCGGCCAAUCAUAUUCUCCCAGAUCACGGCAAAUGAACAGGAAGAAAAGAUGGCGGCUAGAAACGGGAAGAGUGGCAUUUUGGAAAAAUGGAGGAUCGAUGAGAAGCCCGUGAAAGUGGACAAGUGGGAUGGCGCAGCUGUGAAGAACUCCCUUGAUGAUGCAGCUAAGAAGGUACUCUUGGAGAAGUACGGCUACGUGGAGAACUUCAGCCUGGUGGACGGCCGUCUCUUCAUCUGCACCAUCUCCUGCCUUUUUGCCAUCGUAGCUUUAAUCUGGGACUACCUCCAUCCGUUCCCCGAGUCCAAGCCAGUCCUGGCAUGCUGUGUUAUAUCAUACUUCAUCAUGAUGGGUAUCCUCACCCUCUACACCUCCUACCAAGAGAAGAAUAUCUUCCUCGUCUCCCUUCAAAAAGACCCUGCCGGGAUGGACCCGGACGAUGUCUGGCAACUUUCCUCCCGUCUCAAAAGAUUUGAUGACCAGUACACCCUCAGAGUCAGUUUCACGGAUGGAAAGACCAGACAAACUCGAGAGGCGGAGUUCACCAAGUCUGUGGGGGCGUUCUUUGACGAAAACGGCACGCUGUCCAUGAACCAGUAUGAGAAGGCUGUGUCAAAGCUCCACGACAGCUUGGCGUCGGAGAAGAAAACCAAGUAAUGCGCAGAGGAGUAAGGAGAGGAGUUUGUGGCGUAACGCUACCGGUGCCAGCCUAGUCCUUAUAACCCAGCGCUCCACCGUCGCUGUGGAUCAUUGUACAGGGAUGUUGAUGGGCCAGACCUGGGCUGACUGCGUCUUGUGUCUGUGUCCGGGGUUGGCUGUGAGCUAUUACAUUUACAUAUGUCUGCCUCUGUGCUUUGUUUUUCUUUUGUUUUGUUUUUGUUUUAUGUUAUUUUGUUUUUUUUGCAUCCCAAUGCUCUUGUUUCUACACUGGUCCAGUAAAGUGCUCCAUCAGACAGGGAUCACAAAUCUCAAAUUCUGUUAAUAUUAAAAAAAAAACUCUUUAGGUACCUUGCUACCACCAACUGGCCCGCUCCUUUGUACCCCUAUGUUACAGGCUGUUGAAGAGGGGCUUCAGGUGGUCUUGGAGGGAGGCUCCAUAUGUUUUACAGCACUCAUCAUGUCUGUCUGCAUUUGGGCAGAUCACAUGCUUUGUUUUUGCUCCGGACGCUUUGUUUUUUUGUUUUUUUUUCAUCUGUGUUGAAGCACUUUGGCUUAUUUAAGCACACAGAUAUCAGCUAUUUCAGAGUUAUAAUUGUUUGUUUUCUUUAUAUUUUACACAAGUGGACACAAUGCCUUAUAAAAAGAGAGUUGAAUGAAUGUCUGGAAAUGUCUCUCGUCCUCUCUCAUCACACACUUUUUAAUCUUAACAUCCAAACUGCAUUCUUUUGUCCCCCUUGAGAGCCUUACACAAUUCAUCUGUACUUUUUCUUUCUUCCGAUGCUUCAUUUCUGUUGCUUUUUGUCUACUCUUCAGGCUCUCAAAAGCUUAAAGGUAAACAACAAUCUGGGACCAUAUUCUGUCCCCCAACUUGUAUUGCUCCCAUGCCUCUUUUGAUGAUGUACAUAGUGGGUUUUUCAGAGAUCCACCACUUCAAAGCAGGGAUAAUUAUUUGGUGUUUAUUUUUGACACCAAGGAGAUGAAAAGUGAUCAGUUGAACUCACUGGACAUUAAGUCAUUCGGCCCUUCCCCCCCUGGAAAGGAAAUUCCCAGCAGAGGGUCUCUCAGUAUUGUCUUGGUUUCAGUUGUACCACCAUGUCAUCACCACAAUUUAACUUAUUCUAUAACGGUUGGAUUUAAAGACACUUGGAUUACUGUUCAAUUCCCUCCUUGUAUUAUAAACUUCACCUGUCACCGACCAUAUGCAUCUUUGCAAAUAUUUUUUUCUGUUUGUAGAUCUCAAGAUACCUUCUAGCUAUAUACCUUUUAUUGUGCGUGCCAGUUACCCCUUCCCCCUUCAAAAAAAAGUAUAAAAAAUAAAGUGAAAAAAAGGUCAUUUUUA
This is a messenger RNA of Engraulis encrasicolus (European anchovy), 2004 nucleotides long. RefSeq names its product signal peptidase complex subunit 2 (gene spcs2). The coding region runs from base 57 to 662 and encodes 201 amino acids. The transcript has 5 exons. Gene Ontology annotation, cellular component: membrane; signal peptidase complex. The record is from RefSeq and is a predicted model, not a curated record. NCBI's taxonomy places the organism in Eukaryota, Metazoa, Chordata, Actinopteri, Clupeiformes, Engraulidae. Gene Ontology annotation, biological process: protein targeting to ER.